Messenger RNA from Aspergillus nidulans FGSC A4, 1128 nucleotides. RefSeq lists its product as uncharacterized. Lineage: Eukaryota; Fungi; Ascomycota; Eurotiomycetes; Eurotiales; Aspergillaceae. The record is from RefSeq and is a predicted model, not a curated record. The transcript is spliced from 4 exons. The coding region runs from base 1 to 1128 and encodes 375 amino acids.
AUGAACGCUAUUCAGAUACCUUCUCCGGUCCAGUUAGGACACACGAACAUUGACGGCGAGGAAACACCUUCUUCGGUAGAUAUUUAUUCGUGGCCCGACAAUAUUCAAGAAUUGGACGUAACAGGGUGGCUCUCCUGUGUUGGAAGACGCCAUUUGUCAUUUUUCCGCCCAUCAUCUCCCGCACUCCCUCUGUCCAAUACCAACCCCAUUCCGGUUCCUUUAGGAGGACAAGAUGUUCCCAUGAAACCAGUACCUUCUCACCAACCAAUCUGUCGCCGUCCAGCAAGAGGGCGCUCCAGGAGCUUGACUGCAGAGAGAACCAAUGCUCAGGCCACAGAAGGUAUUCAUAGGCAUCGAUCCGUCUCCCCCUGGACAGUGGAACUUACCGACGUGCGGAAAAUAUCUCACACGAAUCGUAAACGUGAGAUUCAAGAAGUGCUUGGUCCAUUAUUUGCAGGUGGUACAAACAAUCUAGUCUUGCUCUGCUGGGGAGACAGGGACCGCUGCCAUAUCAUCCCAACAGAUGUUCGUAAUGAAGCGGACGAAGUGAAUGUCUGGGAAAGCAUCAAAACAGCAUGGUACUCACGCAGAGAUUACGAAUUCGCAAUUCCUGGAGCAAAAACCAAAGCCCAUUUUGUUGGCUUAUAUCGAGACCUGACAAGCGAGAGGAGUAAACUUGAGGGUGAUAUUGCGAACUACGAAGAAAAAGAGUUCCCAUGCCCAUAUGAUUCGUCUACAGGGAUGGUGGACUGCUUCAGAGACAUUUGUAUAUCGUACAUGGAUGAUACGCAGUUGUGUCCUGAAAGGCGUCUCUAUAACUCUCAACGUCAGCUACUACGCCUUACCAGGCGACCGUUGCUAACCCAGGCCUUCUCGAAUCGGAACGUUGCGAAAGUAAACAACCUUCUCCAAGGAGAGAGGCUGAUAUAUAGUCAGCUGGAUAUUCUAAAGAAACUUGAUGAGUGGCAUGUUCCGGACCUCAGCGAGAUUCCAUUCCACGCCCUGCUGAUUACUGAAGGCUGGGACUACGAUAUACGGAACGUCGUUAUACCUCUAACCGCGUCAUUCUUCUUCACUCUGGUCGUUAUGCGAAUAAGUGAAUAUCAAGCUGUACUGGGAUACGCAUGA